UUUGUAAUGGCAGAUGCUAAAUCUGUAGCGCUAUUUGACUCUGUUAAAUCGUUGGGCGAUAAUCCCUAUUUCGGAGCUGGAGCCGGACUCUUUGGAAUUGGAGUUCUGGCAACGCUGGCUCGUAAGGGAGGCUCCUACGCCCAACUGUUAGCCAGACGGAACUUUCUGAUGUCCCUAGAGGUUAAUAGCAAGGAUCACUGCUACCACUGGCUGCUCAAAUGGCUCGGUGAAAAGGCUCACAACCGAAACCACACGAGCGUCAACACAAUUUUUCUACAGGGUGACUCUGGCAAGAUUAGCACCAGUUUUCUCUUCGGUCCUUCUCCGGGCACUCACCUCGUCUGGUUCCAGGGCUGGCCUCUCUGGAUUGAACGGACCAGGGAGACACAAGCCAGAGACUUCCAGACAGGGAUGCCAUAUGAGACGAUGACUCUGACCACAUUUGCAGGCAGGCCCACUCUCUACUCGAGGAUACUUAGUGAUGCGAGGGAAUCAGCCUUGAAAGCACACGAAGGUCGUACUAAAAUCUACGUGGCGAGAGCGGCCGACUGGUGUGAGUUCGGGACUCCGCGACUGAAGCGACCUCUGGAGUCGGUGGCAUUCAAACCUGGACUGAAGGAGGAAAUUCUUGACGAUGUGCGCAGUUUCCUGGAAUCGCCAGAGUGGUACCAGUCCAGGGGCAUUCCAUACAGAAGGGGUUACUUGUUGCAUGGACCUCCAGGGUGUGGCAAGAGCAGUUUCAUAUUCUCCCUGGCUGGCAGCAUCGACUAUUCCAUCUGCAUUCUCAACUUAGCACAACAGAUGUUCACGGACGACCGACUGCAGCACUUGUUAGUCCAUGCGCCUCAUGACUCAAUAGUGCUUCUGGAGGAUAUCGACUGUCUCUUCCAAAAACGAGGAGGAGAUGCGAACAUGCCACAUCCACACUCUAAUCAGCCAUACUCACCUGGUCCACUCUCCAUGUCUGGACUCCUGAAUGCCCUGGACGGCGUCGGCAGUGGAAUCGGACGUCUGGUUUUCAUGACCACGAACCACCCACAAUUAUUAGAUCCAGCCCUGGUCAGACCCGGUCGAGUUGACAAAAGUGUUCAUAUUGGAUAUCUGGAACCGAGCCAGGCGGAGACAUUAUUUGCUAAUUUUUACCCAGUUUCUGAUCGGAAAAGUCGCCGUGAUUUUGUAGAGGUGUUUAGAAAGUUCGACACUUCGUCAAUAUCGCCUGCUAUGUUGCAGGCACAUUUUAUGAAUUUCAAAGAAACGCCUCACAUGGCAAUUGAAAAGUUUGAAAAUUGUGUUAAUUAA
Molecule: messenger RNA, 1299 nt
Organism: Symsagittifera roscoffensis
Lineage: Eukaryota; Metazoa; Xenacoelomorpha; Acoela; Convolutidae
Product: mitochondrial chaperone BCS1-like
Exons: 7
Coding region: 7-1299 (430 amino acids)
Molecular function (GO): ATP binding; ATP hydrolysis activity
Source: RefSeq, a predicted model, not a curated record